Messenger RNA from Rhizophagus irregularis DAOM 181602=DAOM 197198, 1097 nucleotides. RefSeq lists its product as uncharacterized. Gene Ontology annotation, molecular function: ATP binding; protein kinase activity. Lineage: Eukaryota; Fungi; Glomeromycota; Glomeromycetes; Glomerales; Glomeraceae. Gene Ontology annotation, biological process: protein phosphorylation. The record is from RefSeq and is a predicted model, not a curated record.
UGAAAUCACAGAUGAUACCCCUAAAUGUUUUAGUAAUUUAAUGAAAAAAUGUUGGGACUCUGAUCCUUUAAAAAGACCUCGUAUAGAAGCAAUUCGUAAAACUAUUGCUUUAUGGAAAUGUGCAAUGAAAAAUAUUUUACAUUCACAUAUUUAUCAAACUGAAAAUAUGGAAGAUGUUGAUAAAUUUAAUCAAGCUGAAGAAAUACGAUUGGGAUUAAUGAAGAUAAACGAGCUUGAUCCUAGAUUUACUGUAAACUAUCAUCCUGGAGCUAUUUAUACUAGCAGAUUAUUAAAUCCUUUAAUCUCGGAGUCAUUAUCUAUUAGUUUAUCAUCAUCAACUUCAUUUAAUAAGAAACAAGAGUAUACUUCAAAAGAUCUUGAGUCUGAUAUUAACAAUGUUAAACGGUCAUCUUUAUCAGAAUUAAAUUCUACCACUCAGAAUUCAGUGAAUAAUAUUCAAUGUCCAAAUGCGAUUUAUACCAGCAGAUCAUUAAAUGAAAUGUUGCCAAUAAAGCAAGAGUAUAGUUCAAGAGAAAUUGAACUUGAUAUUAAUGACGCUCAAUGGUCGCCUUUACCAGACGUAAAUUCUACAGUCCAAAAUUCAUUAUAUAAAAUUGCAGAGAUAAAAACUGAAACACAAAAUAAUGAAAAGCUUGUUUUGCAAGAUGAUUUAGGAACAGGUUUACAAUUAAAAUCACAGGAUCAAAUUAUAUGUAGAGAUGCGUCGAUUAACAACGCUAAUUGAUGUUUCGGAAGGAAGGACAGUCGAAUGGGCUCGACGACUUACAAUAAGGAUCCGGUUAAAGAGUUUGAUAAGUUGAAUACUGAAUUUAGUGAUAGAAUUAAGGAAAUUAGUGGUAAUACAUAAGGAUUUAAAGAUAAAGGUAAAGAAGGUGAAACAGGUAAUGAUACUUUGAACGUUAACAAAAAACGUAGUGCGCAAUCUCAGGGGGCUAGGGAAUUUAGAGAUACUGAUAGUUAUAAAGAAUAAAUAUAUUCAAUAGAGUAGUCUUUUAUACUGUAAUAAUUAGCUUAAUCACAAUAUAGUUAGUUUUUAUUUUUUAGUAUAGCCAAUAAUUAUGUAUUAGAUAGAUACU